Copidosoma floridanum is the source of this 1245-nucleotide messenger RNA. Its product is annotated as speckle-type POZ protein B-like. Gene Ontology annotation, molecular function: protein binding. NCBI's taxonomy places the organism in Eukaryota, Metazoa, Arthropoda, Insecta, Hymenoptera, Encyrtidae. The record is from RefSeq and is a predicted model, not a curated record.
AUGACCUCGACCACGUGCAAGCCGGAAGGUGAUGGUGUAAUGAGGCACCCACCGAGGCUAUGGCCUACGGAAAGUGUCUACAUGCCCAAGUGGUGUGGUUACCAACGUAUUAAACUCUUAAAUGCCGUAUAUAAAGUCCAAGAUGACGGGGUGAGCGAUAAAGCAUAUCUUUUCAAGUGCAUCCCAAUGUGCGUAAGCAGUCUAAAACAAAUGAAUGGUGUAAUGGAGAUGGAUUCCGACGUGCACAUGCAAAUCCCAGAAGUACUUGUGUCAUGGAAAGUCAAUAAUUUCAGCUUAUUCAAACAACAUGUAGUGGGAUUCAGAGUGACAAAGACAUUUUCAGUGCAAGGUAAGGAUAAUUGCACGUGGGAUAUUCACCUUUAUCCUUUUGGAAGAACUGAGAUUGACAAAAACUACAUAUCCAUAUAUUUUGAAUAUACUGUAAGCAAAACGAGUGACAUUCCCUCACUUUUAAAAUUCAGUUUUAACGACAAAAAUGGGAAAUGUUUGGUAGCGAGUAAAGAAUCCUCUAUUUACUCUACGGAAUUAAAAUACACAUUGGGUUGCAUAUUGUGUGAGCGCAAAAAAAUUUUGGAUCUUCUCAAAGACGAUCUACUUGAUGUAACCUGUUGGAUUCAAUGGAAAACAUGUAUCAGCAAUGGUAAUAGCAUUGGUGCAUUGGAUGAGUUUGACAGAAUGAUUAAAUUAUCGUCUGACUAUAAAAAGCUUCUAAAUGACAGUAGCAGAGGCAGAUUUAGCGAUGUCUUAUUAGUGGCUAAUGAUGGUAUCGAAUUUCCUGUUUACAAGGGAAUACUUGCGUCACGAAGCCCUGUUUUUUCAGCAAUGUUCACCCACGACAUGAAGGAAAACAAAGAGUCUAGAAUCGACAUAGAAGACUUUGAUGGUAAAACACUCAAGGCCAUGCUGGACUUUAUCUACACAGGUAAUUUUGAUGAAGAUGGUUGCGAAAUUUCAAAUCUAUUUGUUGUAGCUGAUAAGUAUGCAAUAGAUAACUUGAAAAAUUGGUGUGAACACAAACUUAUAAAAAGUUUAAAAGUUGAUAAUGCUAUAACUUAUUUGGUACUAUCUGACAAAUGUAAUUCCAUGAACUUAAAGGACGAAUUACUCAAAUUCAUUGUUGUUCAUAUAAAUGAUGUACUUAAAACUAACUCUUUCAAGAAUCUAAAAUUUGUACAACCUCAUCUUUUGGAGGAAAUACUUGAAAAAGUUGUAAAAAGUAUUUAG